Messenger RNA from Acomys russatus (golden spiny mouse), 1471 nucleotides. RefSeq names its product coiled-coil domain containing 28A (gene Ccdc28a). The record is from RefSeq and is a predicted model, not a curated record. The transcript has 6 exons. Lineage: Eukaryota; Metazoa; Chordata; Mammalia; Rodentia; Muridae. The coding region runs from base 396 to 908 and encodes 170 amino acids.
UCUUAACUGUGGAGUCAUCACUCCAGCCCCACAGUAUUUGUUUUAAAGGCCCGAUACUCAUAAUACAAUUAACAGUUUGAAGGAGGGAAUAGAUGUGCAUUUUCUGACGCCUUCGUGAUACAUUAAUAAUAGGAUUAAGAAAAAUUCAAAUCUAAACAGUUGUGUGGCACAUGUGCAUCAUCCCAGCCACCUGGAGCAGAGAGAGCAUCAUCAUAACUUGGAGGCCAGUGUGCCUUACAGAGUAACUGAUCAGCCACCCAAGGACAUAGAACAAAACUUUUCCUCAAAAAGAAAAGAAGAGGUGGUGUACACUUUUGAUGCCUUUAAUCCAAGCACACUGGAAACAGAGGCAGGUCUCACAAAGCUGGUGUUGAUGCAGCAAAGAACUUAAAACAAUGGAGGAGCGGAAAGUGAAGAGAAAGAGUCCAAAGUCUUUCAGUGCCCACUCAACUCAGGUGGUUAAUGCCAAAAAAAAUGCCAUCCCAGCUAGUAAAAGCACAGGGUUUUCAAAUCCUACAUCACAGUCAACUUCCCAGCGGCCAAAGUUAAAAAGAGUGAUGAAAGAAAAGAACAAACCUCAAGGAGGGGAAGGGAAGGGGGCUCAGUCCACCCCCAUCCAGCACUCCUUCCUCACAGAUGUCUCUGAUGUCCAGGAGAUGGAGCGAGGGCUCCUGAGUCUGCUGAAUGAUUUCCACUCUGGAAAGCUGCAGGCAUUUGGAAAUGAAUGUUCUAUAGAACAGAUGGAACAUGUCCGGGGAAUGCAGGAGAAAUUAGCUCGCUUGAAUUUGGAGCUCUACGGGGAGUUAGAGGAACUUCCUGAGGAUAAGCGGAAAGCGGCCAGUGACGCCAACCUGGACAGGCUUCUGUCUGACUUAGAAGAAUUGAAUUCUUCUAUAAAAUCUUCUUAACUGGUGAAUUCAGACAGAAACUGCAUUUGGCAGACGCACAGGAUGUUCCCAAUACGUCCACCAGCUAAAGCAGACUGCAACCUGCUCUGUGGGAUUUGCAGAGAAGCAGCAGUCGUUACUUUUCCAGCUGAGUCCAAUAGCAGAAUCAUCUUCCACAACAAAAUCCAAGUAAUGAAACUGCAAGUGCUGUGAUCGUGUCCACAUGCCGCUUCUAGUCAGUGUGCUCGCUGUAAUUCACCGCUGGGGAGGCCGUGGCUGCGGGUCUGAUCAGGAAGUGGGAUGCAGGGUUGUGCUGCUGUGUUUUCUUCUGUUGCCUUAAGGGUUAUACUUGAAAUGCAUUGUGCUAAAUACUUGGUAGGGCUGAAGGAUUUGUCCUUCCUGCCAUCACCACGUGGACCCAGUGCGACUCACAUGUUGGUGGUGCACAGGCCUCCUGUGGCAGCCCAGCUUCAGGUUACGUCAGACAAUCAGUACACACGCAGGUGUGUUUCCCAAUGGCCAGUGAUGAAUGUUUAAUAAGUAUUUGUGAGAUUUGCUAUUUUUAAUAAAGUGAUUGUUUUAAA